CCUGACAGAAAUGCGCAAUGUCAGGUGUGAUGUAAAUGAAGAGGUGAAGGUGAGAACGUGAGUGAGCGUUUUCUUAGGCUCUAGCGUCCUGCUCAUGAUGUCCUUAUAAAGGCUAAUCAGGACACCCUGUACUUUCUGAAGCAUUGAAUCCAGAGAGGAACGGAUUCAGAGCGUCAGCUCAGAGACUCACACGCCAUGAAGGACACGGCGUGAGGUUUAGACGGCAGGAGGUGGGCGAUUUCUCUAUGCAGGAUGAAACAGGUGGAGAUUUUGGAUGAUCAAACCAAAGAACAGCUGUGUUUUCUGGACAAGCAGGUUGAGUAUUGCUCCACUAUUGGUGAUAUUAAACAACUCUUUCAUAGAGUGUAUCCUCAGUUGUAUCCAACAAGACAAGCACUCAAACUAAAUCCCAAAUCAGCCGAGGUCAGAGACGACGAGCUUUUACAGAAUUUACCUGUCGGUACAAUAGCCAUGCUGUAUAUCCAAGACCUCUGCCCUCGCUUCGGCUGGACCAUGGUGUUUCUGUCGGAGUACGUAGGACCGCUCCUGAUAUACCUGCUCUUCUAUUUCCGACUUCCCUACAUCUACACUCAUACACACACCUUCACUCCACCUGGCCCCCAUCCUGUAGUCAGUCUGGCAUGUGUGUGUCAUACUCUCCAUUACAUAAAGAGAUUGAUGGAAACAGUAUUUGUGCAUCAUUUCACCCAUGGAACUUUGCCUGUUGGGGUCAUCAUAAGAAACUGUGUGUAUUACUGGGGUUUUGCUGCGUGGUUGGCAUAUUACAUUAAUCACCCACUUUACACUCCACCAUCUUAUGGACAACCACAGAUCACCUGUGCACUCGUCAUGUUCAUGCUGUGUGAAGUGGGAAAUUUCUCUAUUCACUGGUCACUCAACACCUCCAGAGCAGAGGCAGGAGCAAAAUACCGAAGUUUUCCUCAUCCCUCUAAAAACCCCUUCACUUGGCUUUUCUUCUUUGUUUCCUGCCCCAACUAUACAUAUGAGGUUGGAGUGUGGGUGAGUUUUUCCAUCAUGACUCAGUGUGUUCCAGUUGCUGUCUUCACGCUGAUCGGAUUUGUUCAGAUGACAAUAUGGGCGAAAUGGAAACACAAAACCUACACAAAGGAAUUUAAAGACUAUCCUGCUCUCCGUAUGUCCAUCAUCCCUUUCAUCCUGUGACAGGAAAAUACUGAAAACCUCUGGAGGCACUUUCUCUCAUUCCUGCUAUCACACACCACCCAACUCAUCAGUUACCAUUAAUUCUUUCUCAUGCUCUGGGUUUAAAAAUGAAGCGACUCCAACAAUGUUUAUUUAGCUGUUUCCUGUUUGCAUAAAACUUUUUCUUUUUCUUAAUCUCUCUGCUGUGUUUCUGGUCCACUGACACCAAAUUGAAUUUUAUUAUUAGUUACAAAACAAAGGUUUGAACAUUUGUAAAGAAUACAGUAAU
Molecule: messenger RNA, 1450 nt
Organism: Tachysurus fulvidraco (yellow catfish)
Lineage: Eukaryota; Metazoa; Chordata; Actinopteri; Siluriformes; Bagridae
Gene: tecrl2a
Product: trans-2,3-enoyl-CoA reductase-like 2a
Exons: 13
Coding region: 253-1182 (309 amino acids)
Biological process (GO): very long-chain fatty acid biosynthetic process
Molecular function (GO): oxidoreductase activity, acting on the CH-CH group of donors
Source: RefSeq, a predicted model, not a curated record